Messenger RNA from Lytechinus pictus (painted urchin), 856 nucleotides. RefSeq lists its product as uncharacterized. The transcript is spliced from 2 exons. The record is from RefSeq and is a predicted model, not a curated record. Lineage: Eukaryota; Metazoa; Echinodermata; Echinoidea; Temnopleuroida; Toxopneustidae. Bases 8 to 487 code for a protein of 159 amino acids.
CCAGUCAAUGGUCGUGGCUGGAUUGUGCCUAGCUGUUCUGAUUCUUUUAAUCAUAGCACUGAAUGGAAUAAUAUUCUUCCACACGAAACUUAACCUAUGUAGCUCUCGUAGUGAGGUUUUCGACGUCCUCCAAAUGUCUCCAGUCAAGAAGGAACGCGUCGUCGAGGACGACGUCGAAGCUAAUUACCAAGAACACGACGGCGUCGAGAUCAACGACAACCAGUCGACACCGUUGCCCGAAGAGACUACCGGAGAUCAGGCUGUUGAGCCUAACGGUGAUGUGCACGUUAAGGUCGACAUCGAAAGUAAAGCAGGGUCAUCGGAGAAUAAGGACGGUGACGGAGAUGCUGAGACACCUGGAGAGAAUGGCGAAGCUGAAGGCGUCAAUGUACCAAAUGAUAUCAGCAAACAGGACGAAGGAAAGGAGGACAAUGCUGGUGCGACUGAACAUGAUGUAGUCAUCGUAGAGGGUGCCAGUGAAACUUGAUAAACAUUGCAACGUUGAUUCCUAAGUGAGAUUUUAGUGCGAAUCAGAGUAGCAUUUCAAAAUCAUUCGGGAGGGAUGUGUAUAUAAUUGGAAAAAAACACGCAACCCAUCCGCAAGCGAAUACAUAUUAUUUUCAAAGUUAUGCACGAAAAUUGUAGAUAUUUACCAAAUUGAAAGAGUUAAUUUGCAAUAGGGUCCGAUCCAUUCCAGCAAAUUUAUUUAUUCAUUUUUUAAUUUUAGUAUAGCUCUACAGGAUGAUUCCAAUAAAAUGUUGAAAUUCACAUCAACCGUUAGAAAUGGCAAAAUAACUUAUCCUUAUUUGCAAACAGGGUUAGAUCCAUUUUAGCUUGCAAAAGGGGUUAGAUUCAU